Funneliformis caledonium is the source of this 1326-nucleotide messenger RNA. Lineage: Eukaryota; Fungi; Glomeromycota; Glomeromycetes; Glomerales; Glomeraceae. The record is from the annotation of a GenBank genome assembly.
AUGAAGAACCUGAAAACGAACGAAGAUUUACCAGAGACCAACGAAAAUGUUAAAAGAUUAAAAGUAUCAAAUGAAGAUUCUUUUAAUCAAUCUCCUUCAACAAAAUCAAUAUCACCUAUAGCUGAACCUCUUAAUGAUAUGAGCAUUAGCUCCACGUCUUCUCCUGCACCUGAAUCGACACCACAAUCAUUUGUGGAAAAAAUUAUAAAACCUGCGCCAGCUCCACCACCUCCAAUGCUUGCUGGAUGUCGUAGUGUUGAUAAUUAUGAAAAAUUAAAUAGGAUUGAGGAAGGUGCUUAUGGAGUAGUUUUUCGUGCUAGAGAUAAAACUACAGGUGAGGUUGUGGCUUUAAAAAAACUCAAAUUAGAUAAAGAAAAAAAUGGAUUUCCCAUCACAUCUUUACGUGAAGUUCAUACAUUACUUUUGGCCAAGCAUCCAAAUAUUGUAAACGUGAGGGAAAUUGUGGUUGGUGAAACAUUGACACAGAUUUUUAUAGUAAUGGAUUUCAUAGAACAUGAUCUUAAAAGUCUUAUGGAGGAUAUGCAAGUUCCUUUUUUACAAUCAGAAGUCAAAACAAUAAUGCUUCAACUUUUAUCGGCUGUUGCGAUGUUGCACGAUAAUUGGAUCAUUCAUCGUGAUUUGAAGACUUCUAAUCUUUUGCUUAAUAAUCGAGGUCAAAUAAAAGUCGCAGACUUCGGUUUGGCUAGAAAGUAUGGUAGUCCAUUAGGUCCAAUGACUGAACUUGUCGUUACUCUCUGGUAUCGAGCUCCUGAGUUGUUAUUGGGCACAAAGAAAUAUUCUACAGCCGUAGACAUGUGGUCUGUUGGUUGUAUAUUUGGAGAAUUGGUAAAUAAAGAACCAUUGCUGCCAGGACGGACCGAGAUCGACCAAUUAACCAAGGUUUUUAAAUUAUUGGGUAUGCCCAAUGAAAAAAUAUGGUCUGGGUUUUCAAAGUUACCUCAUGCCAAAAAUAUUCCCUUUAUAAAGCAACCACACAAUACGCUACGUAGUCGAUUUCCAUACUUGACGGAGAAUGGUUUUGAUUUAAUGGCGAAACUGUUGACUUAUGAUCCAUCAAAAAGAAUAACUGCUGAAGAGGCUUUAAAACAUCCGUAUUUCACAGAAAGUCCCUUACCAAAAGAUCCUGAAAUGUUUCCAACUUGGCCAUCAAAGGGCGGUGGUGAGAGACGUAAAUCUUAUACAAGCCCAUCAGCUCCUAACGUUGCACACGGUGUUGAAAAAUUAGAUGAAGAAGAUCAAACGUUAUUAGGAUCUAUCUUUGAGAAUCAAGGAGGAAAUGAUUAUGGUUUUAGGCUCAAGAUUUAA